Medioppia subpectinata is the source of this 1734-nucleotide messenger RNA. NCBI's taxonomy places the organism in Eukaryota, Metazoa, Arthropoda, Arachnida, Sarcoptiformes, Oppiidae. The record is from the annotation of a GenBank genome assembly.
UAUCACCAUUUAAUUCAUACAUUUAGCGCACAUUUAGUCAACAAUUGGUUACUAUUUGUUGUUUAUAUUGAGUGUAUAUUUAGUGUAAAUAUCAAUUAUAGUUAAUAUAACAGUAAAAGUGUUAUAAAAAGUGAUAAUCUCUUCAAAUGUCUUCAAUGGCUUUGGGAAAGAAACGUAGUCUUAAUGUUGUCGACAAUUGUGUCACCGAUUAUCACAUCCAAUGCCAGGAAAAGCCAUUGAAAUUAGUUAAACGCGAAUACGAUAGCGAUUACAACGACUACACACCUCAAGACACCACAUCCACACACGUGCACACCAGCAGACAUCACCACAAACAGGGCGGAGGCGUUGAGGAGGCGUCACAACUAUUUUCUGGUGAUCACAAUAGUGUCAUCCGAAAGGGUAUCAUAAAUGGUAUAAAACCUCGAAACAGUGAUAAUCACAAAGAGAUGGUAAUAACAGGCGUGACAUCACCGACGGAUGUGUUUUGUUCAGUGCCGGGAAGGCUAUCAUUGCUCAGCUCGACCUCCAAAUACAAAGUGACGGUCGGAGAGGUUCAGAGGCGACUAUCGCCUCCUGAAUGUCUUAACGCAUCACUUCUAGGGGGUGUUCUUCGCAGGGCCAAAUCGAAGAACGGCGGCCGAUCUCUGAGGGAGAAGUUGGAAAAGAUUGGACUCAAUCUACCGGCCGGUCGUCGGAAAGCAGCAAACGUUACGUUAUUAACCUCUUUAGUUGAAGGGGAAGCAAUACAUUUAGCCCGAGAUUUCGGUUAUGUAUGUGAGACGGAAUUCCCGGCCCGACAGAUGGCCGAGUAUUUAUGUCGAAACCAUUCCGACCCCUCAGACAUGUACCGACGAAAAGAGCUGGUUUUGGCCACAAAGCAAAUGCUGAAGGAGUUCAUUGAUUUGCUGAAUCAGGAUCGGUCUCCUCUGUGCAACACUCGGCCACAAAUGAUUUUAGAGCCCAAUAUUCAGAGAAAUUUGACACAUUUCUCACUCAUUACACACGGAUUUGGAAGUCCGGCGAUUGUGGCUGCGCUGACAUCAGUGCAGAACUACAUGAAUGAAUCGCUCAAAUACCUCGAAAAGCAAUUAAGUACUUAUCAAACGGCAAGCGGUGCUCACGUCUCAAAUGCAACCAACGCUCAGAUCGACACCAAAAAGGAGAUCGAUUUAGUCAAUAAGAAGUAGACAACACUUAUAUACCACAUCUCUCCUCUACCUGUGCACACCAUUCACCGCAUACCACACCACAUACGACAUACCUGUGCCACUAUUACAUCUAUACAUCCAUACAUUUAGGCAAUAUUUCACAUACAAUACAUAUAUAAAUAUAUUAUUAAAUAAAUUAAUGUUUAUUUCAUUGUUGACAACAAAUUUGUUUGCUUUUAUGUCAACACCUUUUUUGUCGAAAUAACUACUGUUCGCUAUAAAUCACUCCUCUUUUUGUUUGGCCAAAACUCUUACAUUUAAUCGAAAGUUAAACCAAAGCUUCACUUUUAUUAAGCCAUAAAACGAUUUUCUCGAUUAGUUUUAUUAUAAUAUUAUAUUAUAUAUUGUUUUUAUUUUGAAAAAAUGCAUAAAUAAUUGAUUAUAUGAAAGAAAGCUGCCGUUCAAGUAGUGGCCAAAUAUAUGAAACUUUUUGCUGCAUUUUUUGUAUGUAUUUUAUUUUAUAAUUCAAAACAAAAACGACUCCUUUUAUUGAUUAUAAUUAUUAUUAAUGUUUGAUUCAUGC